AUGCAGUAUCAACAGCAACGAAAUUUCUUAACGUUUGUUGUAAUCAUCUGCCUAAUCUCUAUCAAGUUUGUUUCCAGUUUUCCAUUUAUUACACGUUGUUCCGGUAAAGCAGCCAACAUGAUCUUCGUUUUGGAUUCUUCAAGCAGCGUUUGGAUUGUCGAUUACAACAAACAACUGAAGUUCGUUGAGAAACUCGUCGAACCUUUCGACGUCGGUCCGGCAGACUCCCAAGUCCACGUCGGCGCCAUUACCUUCAGCAGUCAUGCCCAUCUGGAAUUCUCCCUGGACAAAUACACAGACAAAGACCAACUGAAAAAGGCAAUUGCCAGUAUUCCCUACCGACAAGGACAGACCAACACAGCCGAAGCGCUCAGACUUGUCAGAAUGGAAGUUAAUUCCCACCUAAAAACAUCGACUGCUCCCUUCAUUGUUGUAGUCAUCACAGACGGUAUGUCGAGUAAUACGAAAGACACUCGGAAGCAAGCGAAAAGACUUCAUAAACUCGGAGUCAAUGUCUACGCCAUUGGUGUUGGAUAUUAUUAUCAUUUGUCUGAAUUGUAUGGUAUUGCUAGCCGUCCUAAAAACGUGUACACGGUGUCUAGUUAUUCUUCACUGGAAAGCAUUGUCAAGACUUUUAACAUAAAGUCAUGUAAAGACAUUCAGAUUACAACAACUCCUAAGGCAACUACCACCACCACCACAACGACACCAGCUCCAACUACCACACCGACUACGACCCCGAUUCCUACGACCACCACAACGACACCAGCUCCAACUACCACACCGACUACGACCCCGAUUCCUACGACCACCACAAUGACAACAACACCCACAACCACAACCACAACUUUGCCGCCUACCACAACUACCACUACCCCUGCCCCAACUACCACAACCGAAGAACCAACCACAACCUCCCCGGAGCCCCUGCAGAGAGACGAUUCAAGUAUGUAUGACACUGUUUUGGUUUUAUUUUCUUACGCGUAUAUUCCAUUAUGA
Molecule: messenger RNA, 999 nt
Organism: Acanthosepion pharaonis
Lineage: Eukaryota; Metazoa; Mollusca; Cephalopoda; Sepiida; Sepiidae
Source: the annotation of a GenBank genome assembly